AAAGUAACGGAAGCAGUAACAGAAGGAGAGUGAUCCGUUAUUAUGCUAUCCUGUGUUGUGAAAUACUGAAAUCUGAAUUGCUAGGAUUGAUUGAAGGCAUGGCAGUGUUUUGUAUCCAAAGCAACUUGUCUGGGUUGGCAAACCCAAUUCCCUCAAGAAGAAUGAGUAGGCGAGGAGCCUUAGCUUUUGCCUCCUCCAUUCUUGUUUCUUCUUGGCCUGCCCUUGCUAAUCUCAAUUCAUCUACACCACCUGCACUUGCUCACAACCUGCUACAAGAUGAGUUUCAGCAACAAGAACACCUUCUUGUCCACCUUUUUGAGGAAACAUCACCAUCUGUUGUUUUCAUUAAAGACAUUGAAUUGAGGAUGCUGGAUGAGGAUGAGGAUGCAGAUGCAAAAGUCCAAGGCACUGGUUCUGGCUUCAUUUGGGAUCAAUUUGGUCACGUAGUUACUAAUUACCAUGUUGUUGCCAAACUUGCUACUGAUACAAGUGGUUUACAACGUUGUAAGGUUUUCUUAGUUGAUGCCAAAGGGAAUAGCUUCUACAGUGAAGGAAAGAUAAUUGGGUUUGAUCCAGCCUAUGAUCUUGCUGUUCUCAAGAUUGAUGUUGAUGGGCACGAAAUCAGGCCUGUGGUUCUUGGUCAAUCUAACAAGUUACAUGUAGGUCAAAGUUGUUUCGCAAUUGGGAAUCCUUAUGGAUAUGAAAAUACUCUCACAACAGGGGUGGUGAGUGGUUUAGGGCGUGAGAUACCUUCACCAAAUGGAGGAGCCAUUAAAGGAGCUAUUCAAACUGAUGCAGAUAUUAAUGCAGGAAACUCAGGUGGACCAUUGAUUGACUCAUACGGCCAUGUUAUUGGCGUAAACACAGCAACCUUCACCAGAAAAGGGAGCGGAAUGUCAUCAGGUGUUAACUUUGCAAUUCCCAUCGACACUGUUCUCAGGACUGUACCAUAUCUUAUUGUUUAUGGAACACCUUACAGUAAUAGGUUUUGAUCAACCAUGUUCCAUAACUAUCAUUUGAUAACGAAUGAAUGACAUGUUUGAUUGAUGUUCAAACAACAACCUUUACAAGCAUGCUAAAUUACUAGCAAUAUUAAUCUCAGAUAUAAUAGCAUGACUUGAGGUGCAUAAAUCAACUAUUCUCGUGUAUCAAUAUAUCAAUUGAAAAAUCAACAAUGAAUACGUGGGAGUUUUUCCAC
This is a messenger RNA of Arachis ipaensis, 1198 nucleotides long. It is a transcript of the gene DEG5, whose product is annotated as DEGP protease 5. Gene Ontology annotation, biological process: proteolysis. NCBI's taxonomy places the organism in Eukaryota, Viridiplantae, Streptophyta, Magnoliopsida, Fabales, Fabaceae. The record is from RefSeq and is a predicted model, not a curated record. Gene Ontology annotation, molecular function: serine-type endopeptidase activity.